Molecule: messenger RNA, 159 nt
Organism: Cokeromyces recurvatus
Lineage: Eukaryota; Fungi; Mucoromycota; Mucoromycetes; Mucorales; Mucoraceae
Exons: 1
Source: RefSeq, a predicted model, not a curated record
CUCGCUAAACAACAUGCAAUACACUGUUUGGAAAUGUAUUGUAAACUAAAAGUGCCAGAAACAAUCAUCAACCUUAUGCCAUUCCUUCUGAAACAUCUACCUAGUAAGAAGCUUCAAACUAUCUUACUCUGUCACUUUUUGACAAAUACUAUGACCUAA